This is a messenger RNA of Penicillium antarcticum, 744 nucleotides long. Its product is annotated as Short-chain dehydrogenase/reductase SDR. Lineage: Eukaryota; Fungi; Ascomycota; Eurotiomycetes; Eurotiales; Aspergillaceae. Gene Ontology annotation, molecular function: oxidoreductase activity, acting on the CH-OH group of donors, NAD or NADP as acceptor. The transcript is spliced from 3 exons. The record is from RefSeq and is a predicted model, not a curated record. Bases 1 to 744 code for a protein of 247 amino acids.
AUGUCUACCAUCCUCAUCUCCGGCGCCAACAAAGGAAUUGGCCGUGCCCUCAUCGUAAAAUACCUCGCCCGCGAAAAUGUAAAUAUACUCGCAGCAGUCCGCAACCCAACCUCAUCAGAGACAACCUCCCUCUCUACCCUUCCAACAGGGAACAGCAGCCGAUUGAUAACCGUCAAAAUCGAUGCGAGCUCCAACACCGAUGCCAUCGACGCAGUGAAAACCCUCUCCGGCAAAGGCAUAACCUGCCUCGACGUCGUCAUCGCCAACGCAGGAAUCUUCGACUUGGAAGCCUUUACCACCGUAGCCGAGUCAUCCAUUGAACAGAUCCAGGCUCACCUAGAUGUGAACACUCUCGGGCCUGUCCGCCUAUUCCAGGCUACGCUGCCUUUAUUGCAGAAGUCAUCGUCUGCGCGCUUUGUCUUGAUGAGUAGCUUGAUGGGGACGAUUGGUGGUAUCAGGAAUAUCCCGCUUGCUCUUGCGCCUUAUGGUGCCAGUAAAGCUGCUGCGAACUUGUUUGUUCGGAAGAUUAAUUAUGAGCAUGAGGGAAUUGCUACUUUGUCUGUUCACCCUGGGGGUGUCAAGACGGACGCUGGAAAUGAGGCUGCGAAGGCCGCCGGAUAUCCUGGUGCUUCUGUUGAGGUUGAGGAUAGUGUUAAUGUUAUUAUUGCUAAGGUUGAUGGGUUGACGAAGGAGAAUGGGGCUGGGGAGUUUUGGGGUUAUGAUGAUUCUAUUAUCGGGUGGUAG